GCAAAGAAACGAAUGUAAAUGAAUAUUUUAAAAAAGUCGAAGCUCAGUACUGGCAACUGAAACACUAUCUUAACUAUCGUCUUGGAAAUGAAAGUAUAAUCUUACCCUGGGUACAAGUUUAUGAAGAUUGGCUACAAUCACUUAAAAAAAUUAAGAAAACAAAUCAUAAAGAGAUUCCGGGCUGUGUAUCUUCACUAUGCACCGAACUACUUAACGUAACUAGUAGCUUUGAAGGUGCUUCGGUCCUAGAAAGUUGCGUGCAAUGGUAUAAUAAAUUCUAUGAGCGUAAUUUCGAGUUGCAGUUCGCAGAAAGAGUACGGAAAUUAGAAACAGAUAUAUUGCAUUGUAACUUUUCGUCUCAGAAAAUGGCAGAAUUAACAAAUGAGUCAAGUGAAGUCAACAGCGGGCCAUCUAAGAAAUCUUCUAGGAAAAGACCGGCCGAGGAAGAGGAAGCCUCUUCUGUAAUCACAUCUCCUCUGAAUCUUCGGGAUCAACAUCGCCGUGGUUCCAAUACUGAGGAUGACGAUUUUUUUGAUGAUUAUAACGAAAGCGAGGAAGAAAAUGAAAACGAGGAGACAUCAACUGAAGUUCAACUCAUUAUCUCAAAGAUGGAAAACGUGAACUGUCGUCUUUUCAAAUAUCGUAUCGUCAACCUCUCCGAAAAAAAUUUAGUUGACCCAGUGAAUAUCGUUUUUUCUAAUGACGAUAAAAAAAGAAUGAGAAAAUUCUGGAAGGAAAUGGAACCAUCUGCUGAAGAGAAACAUAAUACGGUGCGUCGGUCAAAAUGGGAAGGAAGCAUCAAACCGCUGGUUAAUAAGUACGCCCUUGCUAUUGAAGUGAAAGCGGAAACAAUUUUUGAUGAUAAUGUUCGGUCAUCAUCGAUAAAGGUUAUUUUCGAACCGCCGUUUGAAGACGAGUUCGAUUUCAAAAAACAUUAUGAGAAUUUAUGGGUGCAAGAUAUCUAUCGGCGAUUUAUAUGCUUGUUCAACUCUCCUUUUAAUAUACUUCGUGAUGCGAAUACGUUGGAGAUCGCUUAUAGGGAAGCAUUCGUUAAUCCUCUAAUUCCGAAAGCAUUUGACGAUUUAAACGAUAAAAUCCGAUUCCAAAUCGGAGAGAUAGAGAGCAAAUUACGUAAAAAACAACGAAAUGAAACAAAAGGUCAAAAUCCUCGGGUAAAUUCUGGAUCAAAGCAUGACGGGAUCCUAAAAAUUUACAUGAACGCGAGUGAAAUGGAGAUCGGGUUUAUGGAAGUUGUAGGAAACGCCAUGGCUGAGGAUAUUACUGGAUAUCACGGUGAUAUGAAAAAAUUGUUUAAAGUAAUGCAGAUUUCGAUAUUUUAUCAACGUCAGCAUCAUCUAAUACGUGGUGCAUCAGAAGAUCAACUUCUUUGCAUUCAAAGUUUUGGUUUACUUGUUUACCAACGUGAAACAACAAUAUACACUAUGCACAGAAUUAAAGGAGGGUUGCAUGUCGUUGACAUUCUUACCAAUUUCACGAUCCCAGAUAACAGGGAUCAAGUGUACGUGAUAGAUGAAAUCAUAGAGAAAGCAUAUUUAUUUAAAUCGAGUUAUGGAUUAUUAUAUAAAGUUGCAGGAAGUAUCGCGGAAAGUGUAGGAAUAUUCACCAUCUGA
This is a messenger RNA of Funneliformis mosseae, 1631 nucleotides long. Lineage: Eukaryota; Fungi; Glomeromycota; Glomeromycetes; Glomerales; Glomeraceae. The record is from the annotation of a GenBank genome assembly.